Messenger RNA from Loa loa (African eye worm), 597 nucleotides. RefSeq lists its product as hypothetical. Gene Ontology annotation, molecular function: P-type calcium transporter activity. Gene Ontology annotation, cellular component: intracellular membrane-bounded organelle. The transcript is spliced from 5 exons. Gene Ontology annotation, biological process: regulation of cytosolic calcium ion concentration. Lineage: Eukaryota; Metazoa; Nematoda; Chromadorea; Rhabditida; Onchocercidae. The record is from RefSeq and is a predicted model, not a curated record. Bases 1 to 597 code for a protein of 198 amino acids.
AUGACGGCAAGCGAGUUCGGAUGUACAUUAUCCGAACUUCGCGCAUUGAUGGAUCUUCGAGGUGCUGAAGCUCUUGCACAAGUGAAUAAGAAAUUUGGCGGUAUCGAAGGUUUAUGCGCGAAAUUGAAAACAGAUCCAAUAAAUGGAUUACCCAAUGAAAAAUCAUCACUAGAAGAAAGGCGAAGGAUAUUUGGAAGGAAUGAAAUUCCUCCAGCACCUUCAAAGUCUUUUCUACGGCUAGCAUGGGAAGCUUUGCAGGAUAUAACGCUUAUUAUAUUGUUGGUCUCAGCACUUGUAUCUUUAGGCUUAUCCUUUUAUAAACCACCAGAAGAUUUAGAAGCAGGUGGACAUGACGGUAAUGAACGAGAAGCCGGCUGGAUUGAAGGAGCAGCUAUAUUGCUUGCUGUUAUUGUUGUAGUUUUGGUUACAGCUUUAAAUGAUUGGAGCAAGGAAAAACAAUUUCGAUUACAAGCAAAAAUAGAAACAGAACACAAAUUUUCUGUAAUACGAAAUGGUGAAGCUCUCGAUACUGUUGUUACUGAAUUGGUUGUUGGUGAUAUUGCACGGGUUAAGUAUGGUAUGACAGUUUUUUUUUAA